This is a messenger RNA of Chrysoperla carnea, 6552 nucleotides long. RefSeq names its product protein winged eye (gene wge). The record is from RefSeq and is a predicted model, not a curated record. NCBI's taxonomy places the organism in Eukaryota, Metazoa, Arthropoda, Insecta, Neuroptera, Chrysopidae. The coding region runs from base 478 to 6351 and encodes 1957 amino acids. The transcript has 14 exons. Gene Ontology annotation, molecular function: chromatin binding.
UAAAACACAGUAAAAUAAAACAUCAAAAAAGAGCAGCUUUAAAGGAUACAUUUGAAAAGUUGUUACGAUUUAAAUAAAAAUAAAAAAUAAAUACAAAAGUAUUUAAAAUUACAAGCAACACUAACUGACAUCCAGAUCAGAGCAGACAUGUGACAUUUUUAAAGUUGAUAGAACAUUAUGACGUAUUGUGUUGUUUGAGUGAGUGAAACAGUAAUACAUCAUACGUAACUAUUCUAAAAUCAAUCCAACCAAAAAUAUAUAUACUUUUAUCUUUAUCUUACACACAUACACAGUGGUUUAGUGCAUCAUAUAUAUUUGUAUUUGAAUGUGUUUAAAAGUGUUGUAAUUGUAAAUAGAAAGGGCAUUAUAAUACAUUUUGGAUUUAUAAGCUGCAUACCUGUUUUUUAAAUGGACCCCUAAGUAACACUGGACUAUUGCUUAUUGCCAGAAAGGUGCGGUGGCUGCAGCCGGCCUGUGAUGCUGGGCAGCCCCGCCGCAACGGGUCCAGGAGGAGGAGGUGACCGUGCAGCCACCCUCUGGCCCCCAACACCACCCGCAUCUAUAUAUCCACCAUCACAUCAUCAUCCACAUCAUCAACAACAUCAUACAACAGUCAGUAGUGGCAUCACUACCUCUGUGGGGGCCACACCACUUGCUGCCCCCGCUUGCAUCUCUAGCGGUACUAAUAAUUCCAGUACUGCUGAAGCAUUUAGCCGAUACGGUUUGUAUUCGGUAUUCCCUGGUGGAGCAGCAGCCGCCGCUGGAGCAUUCUAUUCACACGCUGCCGCCGCCACUGCGGGAGCGUUCGGACGUCCACCGACUGCUGCCACAUACUACGCACAACAUAAAUUAAUCUCAGAAACGGCUGGAUGUUACUCAUUUGGGGCACCAACACCUCCACCUGGUUCACCAUACUCCCCGUUACCAGUCACACAUUUAGAAUUACUUGCAAAAAGUUUUAACAAUAAUAGUAUUAUCAUACAACAAACACCACAAGAUUUUACAAGUGCUACAUUACAACAACAACAAUUACAACAACAACAACAAAAUAUAACAUUUAAUAAUAACAAUAUUAUUAAUUCAAUAAAUAACAAUAACAACAAUAACAAUAACAAUUAUAACAAUUUAAAAUUACAAAAAGAUAAUAAUAAUACAAUAAUAACAACGGAUAAACAACAACAACAACAACGAAUGCUUGCAUUGGAUGAACAACAGCCUCAAUUAAAGCGAUGGAUGAAUACAUGUUCAACAUUAUCACCAUUAUCUGUUAAAACUGAGAAUAACUGUUAUUCACCAAUAACAACAACAAUUAAUUCAAACAAUAACAAUUGUAAUAACAACAACUCAGCGAAGGCCCAACAACGUUCAGUUUGUGGCUGUCGCAAUAAUAUUGCAUCACCAUCACAUAAAAAUAAAUUAGUGGACGGGGGGUGUAGUCGUACAAACCCGUGGACACCAUCAUCAGGUUUGCAGGCUUGCAGUGAUAAACAUCAAGCCGUAGUGACUGGAAGCGGAGGAGGGACAGGAUUAAUUGGACCGAUACACGUACAAGUGAAACGUGAACCAGCAACAACACCUGCAUGUCAAGUGGCUGAGAUCACGACAAGUAAUAAUCAUCAUACGAAUGCAAUUGUAAAAGUUGAAGCGCCAUCACCGACAAGCGUUACGACUUUAUCACCAAAUAUCACUGAUAAUAAUAGUUCGUCAAUUGUACAAACUAUGUCGUCAAUUACAACAUGUACCACUGGUAAUGGAACGAUUCCAGUUGGUAUUGCAGUUGCAAGGCAACGACUGCAACAAGAGCUUACACCAACGUUACAGCCUUCUGGUGGAUUACUUACAACAGCAACUGGUCCUGCUCAAAUUAAAGAAAUUGAUUCAGCAUCAGUUGCAGCUGCAGCCAUGACAGUAGGUGUUACAACAAAUGGAGGUGGUUCAAUUGUACAAUGUGGUGAUGAUCGUACAAAUAAUAUGACAUCAUGGCCGCUCCCAUCAGCGCAUGGCUCCACCUUGGCCGCGCCUACUCUAUGGCAAUAUCCUGCAGCACCAGUACCUAUGGAACCAAUGUUACCAGUACCAGUACCAAUGCCACCUGUUGGAUUCCAACUGGUUAGAGAUCCAACAACUGGACAUUUCUUCGUAAUACCAACAACUAGUUUUGACCAACUUCAACAAGCUGUUGUGUGGCCCAGUUAUCCACAACCAUCGUCCCACGUACUUUUACCACCUAUUCCACCACCACCGUUGGCGCCACUACAAUUAUUGGGCUCCACGACAUCCGAUUAUUUAGCAACGGCCUCAACUACAUUACAUCAACAUACACAGACGCAUAGUACACGAUUGGUGGCAUUAACAACCGAUAACAAUAAUAAAAGAAAACCAAUAUCAUUACCAUCACAUACUCUCAUUAAAAUUGAAUCCGAUUGUACACCCUCGGAUCAACAAACAACGAAAACCUUACAAACGUUACAAUCAACAAUGGCGGCUACAAACACAGGCUGUAAUGCUACAACAAUGUUUACCGAUCAAAGCAUAACACCAUUAUUGACAACACAUGUCUUCUAUCAACAUCCAACGAAUUUAAUACAAAUUGCACCACAGGCGUCGGUUCAACCGACUGUGGAAGCUGUUUGUCGUUCCCAAGCGACAUCUCCUGUAGCAUGUCUAACACCUCCACCAGAGACUAGUAUGCAGGAAGCAGAUGAUAGUACUUGUUUACCUGGGGUACAAGAUGCAAGCAAUCAAACUGAUACACCAAUAUGUAGUGAGGAUGAUAAUACCACACCAAACGAACGUGAUAAUUACUAUAUAGCUCCAACAUCAGACCAUCAACCUCAAACGCCAUUACAACAAAUGCAAGACUUAAAAAUACCAGUUAUUGUACCACCAACUUCAACAAUAAUGACACCGAACACACCGAAUACACCGAAUAACGACGUUAAAAUACAAAUAUCUACGGCAAUAACAACAACACAAAUUACGGAAAUGAGACAAUGCCUACCAAUCACAAUCAUGUCACAAAUUGAACCCACGAAACCAUCCACGAAGAUUGUUGAAAUCGUUGAACCAGAAUCAUCAACGAAGGAGAUUGAUUCUGCGCCAACAUCCUGCAAUACUAGUUUGGAAAAUGAUGGGGGAGAACAAGUAGUUUCAACGACGACCGCAAGUAAUACAACUUACUCGAAUGUUGAUAUUAGUGGCUUAGAAUUACUAUCAAAUAGUAUUGUUGAGCUAGAAAAUUAUCGAAAUAGUUUUGAUGCAACUCCUGUUAAGAUUGAAAAAGAUCUUGAUGAAGAAAUCAAAACUAAUGAAACAGAAGCAGAAGAAUAUCAGAAAACUCCCGGAGAGGAUGUGGUUGUAAAGAAAAUCGCUGACAUGUCAAUAACAGAUAAAAAUAAAGGUAAAGAUAGUGAAGUAUGUGGUGAAGAACAAACGGAUGAUUUAGGCGGCUUAGGUUUAUUAUGUGCUUUAGCCGAACAACGUAUUAUGGAAGAAGUCACCGAAAAAACGAUUCCAACGCAACCAAUUAAAUUUGAAAAACAUGUCGACAUUGAUUGCAAGAAAAAAUUGAAGCGUUGUCUCGAAGAACGAUAUAGUUUAGACAGUAAUAAAAAAUUUAAAGUUGGUGAUUUUGAAUUUGAACGUAAACCACAAAUCAAAACAGUUCCGGAGGAAAAACUUAUAGAAAAACCAUGUGAUAAAGAAAUUGAACAAACGGAGGAGAAAAUAACAAGUGAUGUAUCCGAAUCCAUAAAACCAUGUUGUAAUAAAAGUGAUUGGUCGAAAAUGAACGAGCUAGAAAAAGAUAUGCGAUUACGUUUAGCGGAAUUACAACGGCAGUGUAAUGAAAAACAAAUGGAAUUAAAAAAACUAGCACCACAGAUUGAUGUUAUGGAACAGAAUAAAAAGACACUAAGAAAGUCGAAAUCAAAAUCGUUAGAUUGCGAUAGACGAUCUUUAUCUCCACCGAAAUUGGAAAAACAAGAACCAAUAAGAACCGAAACAACCGAUUUAUUAAAACCGCCAGUUUUGAAUACAAUUGGAAACCAUGGAGAAAUAUCACAUAAACGAAAACUUUCGCCACCAGAGCUAAGUGAAGUAUUAAGUGAUUCAACCACACCCUUUGAAAAAUUCUCUUCAUCGAAAAAACGUAAGGUUGGUCGACCAAAAAAACUAUCAACGCCUGAUUUAUGUGAGGCAACUGAAAUGAUUGUUGCAAAAAAACCAAAAAGUCUUGUCGGGUAUUUAUUAGCCGCAAAGAAUCGAUUACACUCACAAAGUAAAAGUUGUUCAAAUUCUUCAAGUCCUCCACGGUACAAUAUUGAAGACUCCCCAAGUCCAAAACCGAAAUCUAAAUCACAUAAAAGAUCGAAAUCAAUUUCGAAAUCCGAAAAAAAGAAGAAAUCAUUGAAUAAAAAACGUGAUAAACAUAAUGGUAGCAGUAAAGUACGUCCAAAAUUAAAAGCCGAACCAAAAGUGAAAUUAUUCUCUGAUGAAGAAGAGAACUCAUCUUCGGAAUGGUCACCAGAAGAUUCAUCUCGAAUGGAAGAAGAUGAUGAUUAUGAAGAUGAAGAGGAGGAAGAUAAAGAUGACACUGAAGUUGAUGAUAAAAAUGAUGAUUUUGAUGAAUCAUCGAAUGUGUCCGAUGAAACAAAUGAAACGGAAACAAAAGACAUGCGAUGUGUUUUAACUUCUGAACACUUAGAAAUAGAUAAACUAAGGGUAUUAACUUCUAUGGGUGGACUCUUUUAUGCGGGGGUAUUAAGUGCUAUUCAAGCACCAGAUAUUUAUGCAAUAACUUUAGAUGGUGAGAGAGGUAACAGACCACAUAUUAUGUCAAGAGAAGAGAUACUUAGAGAUGCGAUAUUGGAAGUAUCACCAGCCACUACUCAAGAACUGUUACCCGGCACUCGAUUAUGUGCAUAUUGGAGUCAACAAUAUCGAUGUUUAUAUCCUGGAACGGUAGCUGAACCAGGUACUCCUGAUCCGACAUUAGAUGAUCGAUUUGUAUGUGUUGAAUUCGAUGACGGUGAUAGUGGGCGUAUUGCUUUAGAAGAUAUUCGAUUGCUACAAGCUGAUUAUCCAAUUGUUGAAUACGAUCCAAAUCCCCUACUAAGUUUAAGUAAACGUAAGCGACGAAUUUCCAUGAAUAGUAAUGUCGAAGAACGUCGACUGAAUGUACAAUCUACAAACGUAUUAAACACAGAUUCUAAAACAAAUACAGAAAUGAAAAUAAAAUCAGAUAGUCGAAAUGAAAAUAACAUGUGUACUAAACUGAAACCGACUAAGAAACAUCGCAAAGAACGUAAGAAGUUGAAGAAACACCGCCGUGAUAAAUUGAAAAAAUUAAUGAGAAAUGGUGAAGAAAAGAAACGAAAGAAGAAGCAUAAAUGUUGUGAUGAACAUUGUAAGCAUCGUCGACAUCAUAAGAAACAUCGAAAACAUAGAAAGCAUCAUCAUAGCAAUAAAAAUAGAAAUGGUGACAGUAACAUGACAAAUAAUGUUACAAUCAUUGAUGAGACUGAAAAUGAUUUAGUUGAGUAUGACGAGCAAGCUCUUGAAGAAAAUGCCAUACAAGAAAACCCAUCAGAUAGCUACGAAGAAGAAAAUGUUGCAUCUGAACAAGACGAUGUUGAACAAGAGGAUAAUGAAGAUAAUGAUGACGAUGACGAAGAAGACGAAGUAGAGGAGGAAGAAGAAGAAGAGGCAGAAGAGGAAGAACAAGAUAAUAAUGAGGACGAUGGAGACAUAGAAUCAGACAACACAGUUUCUGAGAAGAAAUCUAAAAAAGUAAGAGAAAGACAAGAAUCUGUGGAAAGUAGAAGUAAAAUGGCAGCAUUUUUACCAGCACGACAGUUAUGGGGUUGGUCUGGUAAAGGUUAUAAACGACCUGGUGCUAAAGGACGAGCUAGAAAACAGUUUUUCAAAACUAUACAGCGUGGAAAAGAAACUAUUUCGGUUGGAGAUGCUGCUGUAUUUUUAUCAACUGGACGACCAGAUCGACCAUACAUCGGUCGUAUAGAAGCAAUGUGGGAAUCAUUACGAAACAGUAUGGUCGUUAAAGUUAAAUGGUUUUACCAUCCAGAAGAAACAGUUGGAUGUCCAUUAAAUUUACAAUACCCGGGUGCUCUAUUUGAAUCACCACAUGUAGAUGAAAAUGAUGUACAAACGAUCUCACAUAAAUGUGAAGUAUUACCAUUAAAAGAUUACACUAAUAAAUUAGGAUCAGAUCCACAACGUUACGAAACAAUAUACGAUAAUAAUGAUAUUUAUUAUCGAGCUGGUUACUAUGAUCCAACAACGACCACUUUAAAAAUGGAACCAGAUAUUCCAUUGGCUGCUGUUGAAUAGCAUACCGCUCAACAUAUUAGAAUCAAGAUAAUAAAUGGUCAUAUUGACCACAGUGAGGAUAAUUAAAAAUAAUAAAACCCAAGUACAAACCUUCAGACAAUUUUAAUAAAGUUCCAUUGAAUCAUGAUGGGUCCAACAUCGUUAUUUAUUAUGUUGGAUACAUCAUGUUCGAUGAAUCAACUUAACAAAACUUUUAAAAGA